Molecule: messenger RNA, 7342 nt
Organism: Ostrea edulis (European flat oyster)
Lineage: Eukaryota; Metazoa; Mollusca; Bivalvia; Ostreida; Ostreidae
Product: signal-induced proliferation-associated 1-like protein 1
Exons: 26
Coding region: 1067-6328 (1753 amino acids)
Biological process (GO): regulation of small GTPase mediated signal transduction; activation of GTPase activity
Cellular component (GO): cytoplasm
Molecular function (GO): GTPase activator activity; protein binding
Source: RefSeq, a predicted model, not a curated record
GAUAAGGAACUAGGAGAAAUAUGUCUGUGUAAUCAGAAGCACUUGAAUGCAAUGUAUGAGAGUGUUAACUGUAAAUACUGAGGAUAUAUACUAAGUCCUACAACCUUUUGAUAUAUAUGUGUGUUAGUGAGUGUAAGAUUACCACCUCCACCGACAGGUCCCUGAUAGUCGAUCCAUAAUCAAACCCUGCUCUGGCCUCGGGCUGUACAGGAGCUGAAAACUCCAGAGCUCGUGUGACUAAUUACUAGACUAGGACAGAAAGUUCCUAAUCUUAAAUCCAUGUGUUUGUUUUUAUUCCUUUUUCUAAAGGGAUUUGUUAUCCUAUUACAGGAUAUUUAUUCCUUUCAGAAUUGAAAUGGAUUAAUGAAUGUCAAAAGAAGUUAGUACAAAGGAAAAAGGAAAAGUGAUUGGAAUAUUCUGAGAGCAUUAUUACAGAACCCAUGUCAGGUGCGGUAAAUAAGGAUUCUGGGGUGCCAGCCAGAGAAAACACAAUGGUAGGCAGCUGGACACUGUGGACCUCAUCUGCAAGAAACAACAGGGCCGACUGCACAGAUGGGAUGGAAAGCAUUGCUGGAGAGUGAAGGCUUCAGGAAGUGGGAGUCGUUUGUAUUCUUCAAAUGAUGGAAUACAGGCAUUUGUUUUAAUCUUUGAAAAAAUUUAUCUUCCCAAAACACAUGUUGCAUGCCACAAAACAAGAGGCGACUGGAAUGAGAAUAUACUCUUAGUUUGAAAAGUAGAAACACAGACAUCAGUGUUUUAUUAUGAGAUAGUACAUCGAUAAAGGAUGGAUAAAGAUUUGAAAUUUUAAUUUAAUGGAAUUUAAGAAGCACGUGGACCUGACUUUGAGUGUUCUUGUAGAUAUUUUUUAUCUGUGAUAUUAUGGUUUAGAGUGAAGAGUUGACUUGUUAAUGGGAUGAUAAAUAUUUGAUGAAGAGCCAUUCGUUUUUCUGAUGGGUACAUUCAUACAAAGGAUGCUACUGAGAGCGAGGAGUAGUAUUUUAAUGUUGGAUUAGAAGAAAUGUGUGUAUAUUUCCCUUUAUCACAAGUGAAUUUUUCUUGAUAAAAAAUGGCAAAUUCUGAACGUGUUCCAUUGGAAACCAUAAGAAAACGCUCUGAGAGAGCUGUGGAAUAUUACAAAAACUGUGUUGUUCCUGCAUAUCAUGGAAGGGGAAAUGCAGGGUCACCAAUGAUAACUCAAGGUCAUGAUUCCAUGGAAAACAUGAAUGGAAUAUAUACAUCACAAAAUGGAAAUACAGACCAAGAUCCCAGGGGAACAAAAGGAGGUGUGACUUUUCAAGAUUCUUCGGGAUCAUCAAACAGCACAGUGAAACACAAUGAUAGUUUUACCAGAGGGGGUCAUCGGGCCACAUUUCAUGGAACUCAUUCCUCAAAAUGGAAAUCAGGAAAAUCUCGUUCAAAAGAAAAAUCCAAAUCUCCUGAGUCAGAUUCCAAAAGUAAAAAAACUAGUCAGGGUCUGAGUAGAAGCAAUAGCAACUUGGAAAUGGACAGCAUAGAUUUCGAUGAUGCUGCUGAUUUUCAUAAUAGCUCCAUGCGAAGAGACUAUGGAAGCACUUCCUCGUUAGAUGUACUGAGUACAAGUGGGGAUGCCAGCUUUUUUGCAAUGAUCAAAGACUUUGGACAUAGAAACUUGGAUCAAAGGAGUCCAGCUCCUGCCCAAAUGCAGGAGUUCUUAAGGGGUAGAAUAGACAGCAACAAAGAAAGAAUAGGAGGCAGAGGGGACAAGUUUUCAAAUGGUUCCACUACUCCAGACAGAGGAGGUGUAGAUGAUGUGGAUGGAAGUCCUCGUUCAAAGAGCAUGAAAAUGAAAAGUGGAAAAGAGCGGAAAACAAGGUCAAAGUCCAUAACAAAUGACUCAAGAACAGGAAAUAUUCUGAACAAAUUCCGAGGGAAACAAGAGGUUGAAAUUGGUACAAAAAUGACUGAUUCCAUAAACUCUGAAAUAAAAGCAGAGGAGAGACUUAGGAAAAAGGCAUUUGUUCACUAUGAUUGUCAAAGUUUGGGCUUUGACAUACAGUCAGUAAUCAAUAAAAAGUCAAAUUCAAAUGUGUCUAAAAAUACCUCAACUGGUGCUUCAGCAGCAUCUGGUCAAGUGAGAAGUAGCAUGGCAGGGGAGAGGGACGCCCCAGACAUUUCUACCGACACAGACGACGGUGAUGGAAAAUCAAAUGCCCUUGUUCAAUCAUGUCCAUUCUUCAGAAACGAACUUGGUGGUGAAGAGGAAAGAACCAUAAGUGCAGGGCGAAAUGUGGCAGGCAAGUCGUCCAACAGAAACAAUAAUAUUUCUCCAGGAACUAGUGCAAUAACGUCCACCAGGUCUCCUGCGUGUUGUGGACUCUCCAUUUUAGACUCUCUUCCCACUCCUACGGGACUCAUCCUGGCUCAUGUGGUGUUGCACCGAGGCCAUGUGAUUGAGUAUGUUGACCAUGGUUCCAGCUACUACCGACAUUUCUUCUACGGAUAUGAGCACCAGAACUAUUACGGUAUUGAUGAUGCUGUAGGUCCAGUGGCCAUUAGCAUUAGAAAAGAGAAGGUGGAUGAUAGGGAAAACAACCUCGGACGUGCUGAUUAUGGAUCCAACCAGUUCCGAGUCAUUGUUAGAACCAGUGAACUCACUACACUGCGAGGUGUUAUUCUGGAGGAGGCUAUCCCCACCUCAGCUAGCCGACUGGGUGGCUCCAGGACCACCACAGUCAAAGAUGUCAUUGAGUACAUAUGCCCUGACCUUCAAAGUUCAUGUCUGAAGCUGGCCUCAUCAAGUCAAAAAUCCCUGGACCAACUCCUCAAAGUUGACCAACAGGGGGUGAAUCAGACAUACAAAGUAGGCAUCAUGUACUGUAAGGCUGGUCAGUCCUCAGAAGAAGAUAUGUAUAAUAAUGAGCAUUCUGGACCAGCGUUUGAGGAAUUUUUGAGCUGUAUAGGACAGAAAGUUCGACUUAAAGGUUUUGAAAAAUACAGAGCACAGCUAGAUAACAAAACGGAUUCUACAGGCCAGCAGUCGGUGUACACCACCUUUAAUAAUUGUGAGAUGAUGUUCCAUGUGUCCACCAUGUUGCCUUACACCCCAAACAACACACAGCAGUUAUUACGCAAGCGUCACAUUGGAAAUGACAUUGUAACCAUAGUCUUUCAAGAGCCGGGGGCUCUACCCUUCACCCCUAAAACCGUCAGAUCCCAAUUUCAGCAUGUUUUCAUUAUUGUCCGAGUCCAUAAUCCUUGUACAGAUAAUGUUCACUACAGUAUUGCUGUCACAAGGUCUAAGGAUGUUCCUCCUUUCGGUCCUCACAUCCCAGAGAAUGCAAUGUUCACAAGAUCAGACCAGUUUGCUGAAUUCCUUCUUGCCAAAGUCAUUAAUGCUGAAAAUGCAGCUCACAGAUGUGAAAAAUUCAUUGCUAUGGCAACCCGCACCAGAACCGAAUACCUCAAGGAUCUAGCUCAAAACCAUGUCACCACAACCACACUGGAUUCUGGCUCCAAGCUCAGUAAGUUUUCUCUUGGAAGCGGUCGUAAGAAAGACAAAGUAAAACAGAAAGUUGUGCCGGAUAUAUAUGCAUCAGGAGCCAUUAUUUGGAAUGUACAGGUGGAGGACUUUGGUUCAGGCUCCCAGACAGACGCCGUGUUAGCCAUCUCCUCAGAAGUCCUAGUCAUUCAAGAAGAGAGCUCUAAAAGUGUUAUCUUUACCGUACACUGUGGAGCCAUUAUUGGCUGGACAGCUCAAGCUAACAGUAUCAAGAUAUACUUCAAUCAAGAGGAGAGUAUUUUGAUACGGCCCCUCAGUGGUGAGAUGGAGGAAACAGAGGAGAUCUGCAUUCGGCUUAAGGCUGUUACUCCAGGAUGUCCAACUGAGGAAAAAACCCUGAAGAGAAAUGGCCUUGGUCAGCUCGGGUUCCACAUUAAUGCUGAUGCCAUUGUGACUGAUGUUGAGAAUAACAGCUUUGCUCAUGAGGUGGGACUGCUGAAGGGAAGUCGUCUUGUGGAGAUCUGUAAGGUGGCAUCCACCAAUCUUAGCCAUGAGGAUAUGGUGGAUCUGUUGAGAACCUCACAGACAGUGAAAGUGACAUUGAUAUCACCAAUGGCAGAUGGAACGCCAAGGGGUGUCACCACAUUACUCACUAACUGCCGAUACACGUCAUUAAAUACCCUCAAGGCCGCCUGCAAGGCCACACAAAAUGUGCAACAGAGACAAAAAGAGGCUCUGAUGGGACAAAAAUCGGUCCCACUUAACUUCUUAAAUGGCUCCCACCACAGUCUGUGUAAGACGUCCUCGGAUUCCUCCGAGUAUGCACACCAAAGACAUCAGACAGACCUCAACAUUUCCACAGAGAUGUUGAGCAUGGAGUUUUUACGAACCGAGUUUGCCAGCAUUUUUUCUGGCUCCAAUGAGAACUUGUACUCUCCUGAUGAGCAGCCAUCUCAGUUAUCCAGCAGCUCGAGUGAGCAGUCAUUCCAUCUGCGUGACUCGCUGACCUCUAACUCAAGUCUGAGACUAGACAUCCGAGAUUCAAGACUGUCAUCCAGUUCCAGUGAGUUUGCCACAAGUCCCACCCAGAAGGAGCCCCCCUCAGCAGAAUCCCCAAGUCAGAGGGGGUCUCAGACCCUCCCUCACCACAGAAAGCCUUCAGCCCCCACUAGGGGUGACAGACAUUCUCCAGUGAAGAACCUCUUGCCUGGUUAUCGUCCCAUUACAACAUCCAGUCUUCAGAGAGGAGCAGGGCUCCAUCAUGCCUUCACAGAUUCAUCCCUGUUUACUAAAACUGGUGGUCCUUAUGAUGAAGGAUACAGUUCUCGACAUACCGAUACUCUGAGGUCAGAGGACGGGAAGCAUGAGAGGUCAGGCUCGCGGGACAGUGGAGACUACCAGUAUCUUAGUGGAGCUCCUAGACCGUGGACAAGCACACGCACCACAUACAAUCAGAUCAGGAGACAGGAUCCUGCGAAUUCCAGUGGUGACUCGGGUUCCUAUGGGAGUUCUAUUCAUGGGUCUGAUAGUGUUCCAUCAGGCAUGUCUUCGUUACAGUCUAGUAACUUCUCACGGAAAUACUCUGCUCCAGGGGGAGAUUAUUCUGCCGUACAACAUGGCAAUAUAUCACUGGAAUUAAUGAAACAGACUCAGAACUCUAAGUAUCUAUUGAGCCAGGGUCAGGAAGGUACUGUUAGGAGUACUAAUUCUAGUGUGAAUCUUAGUGACACUUCAUUCUCGAGUGGAUCAUCUCACAACUCAGGAGCGUUGCCAGGACAACGAGGUUACAGUGACCCAAGUUACCAUAGCAACAGCUCCAGAGAUGAUUUAACCAAUGUUGGUAAGAAAAGAGCAGAUCCUACCUCAACAAACAGCAAAGGUCGGCCGGGGGGUCACAGAAGAACUCACCUGUCCGAGAUCUCCCCUCUCAGCAGUGAAAAUGGCAGUCCCAGAUCAUCUCAAAGGAAUCUAAGUGGGAUGUCAUCAGAGGAGUCGUUAAAUACUCGUCUUCGUCCUGGAGUACAUGGUAAACACUCCAAGACUCAGUCCAAUGAACUUCAGGAGGACCUCAAACGCCUAAUUGAUAUGGACAUCAAAAACAGUGACCUCAGAGGAAUCCUUCAGAACACUUCUACGGAAAGACCAUCGUUUUACCUGAAGAGGACAAUGUCAGAUGAGAGCCUCCACAGUCAGAAAGGUGCCACUAUUUCUCCCACCCGGGAUGCCAUGGUGGCCGACCUCAUUUUCUCCACAGCCCCUCCCGUCCCUGCCCUGCCCAAGGAGGUGCUUGGAGAUGCAAGGUUGUCGCCUCGUGCAAUGCUGGACAGUGCAAUGGCAGCUAAAGCUCGUCAGGUGUUGAGUCGUAAUGCUGCAGCCUCCCAGCCAAAGACCCAGCAGAAUCCAGUCCCCCUCCCGGAGUCGGCAGCGAGUCUGGACUGGUCCAACUUAGUCAAUGUAGCCACAAAGGCCAUAGAAAGUACAGAUGGAUCCAAGUCCCAGAAUUCCUCAGUACGGGAUCCCAAAGACAGAGCCCUACCUCCUGAGCCUGUGAAACCAAUGGGCAGCAAACCAAACACCAGUUGCACCAAACCCCCAACAAGUCAGACACAGGGGAGUUCAGUAUGGCGGUCUACAGUUUCCAAUCCACAGCAGAGAAUUCAGGAACUGGAAGCCAAAGUGGAACAGUUAGAGGUGGACCUUGAUAAGGAGAGGAAGGAGAAUGCGGAUCUGGAGGUAGAGGUACAGUCCCUGAGAAGAGACAAUAUCCGCCUUCAGGAGGAGUCCCAGACUGCCGCGGCUCAGCUCCGGAAAUUUACCGAGUGGUUCUUUCAGACUAUAGAUAGACAGUAGGAAUCAAUCUAUUUAAAGGGAGAUAACUCGAAAAAUGCUAGUGAUGUUAUUAAAUUAAGUGUUGUGUUACUCAUAUUCUAGUGAUAUUUUAAUGUGAUAACGAUUCUAAAUUCAUGAAAUCCAUGACUGCUUAAACUAUGAAAUAAAGUAUUUUGAUUAAGAGUGUGUUUGAACUGAAGCAUUACGAAAUUCAAAAGUGUUCAUGUAAAUCAUGUGGUAACCCAUACACGGGUUUACAAUGUUGGUGCAUUCAAUUGUGAAUAUUCAUUGUUUUCAUUGACAUUAGUUUUAGUUAUUGUAUUCAUAGUUUAGACAUUUGUUUACUGUGAGCAUUACAAUGAAAUACUCGUUAUGUUGUUGAUAAAUUCAUGUGAUCAAACUGUAUAUCGCAGAUUUCAUGUUAAAAGGAAAAAGAACUUCAUAUGCGGUUGUGUACUGAAAGCGAUAUUUUGUGUGUUUGUACUGUAUAUAUCUACCAACACAUGGUUUUUUCCCCACAGGAGCAAGUUUUGCCAUUCAUAAUGCAAAAACAUGAAAAUCUAAAUCAUUUGUACAUUGUGAUGGAGAUUCAGACAAGCAUUAUUUAUCUUGAAUUACAAGACAUUUCAUUGUACAACUUUAAGCCAUACAUGUGAAUUUUAAUCAUACAAUAUUGUAAAUAAAACCACUGGUAUAUUGUAGUAUAAGUGAAACCUCUGGUAUAUUGUAUUGUAAGUGAAACCAUGGUGUAUUGUAAGUGAAACCACUGGUACAAUGUACUUUACACUUGGACCUUUGCACUUCUGUACUGAAUAUCUAGUCAGCUCACUAACUGAUUCAUUUUGUACAUAUAAUAACCAGCCUGCCUUGUGAUGAUCUGCAUACACCAUUCCGUGUCGGCACAUAAGUGGCCUUCCAUAAAACUACCAUUUCUUGUGUAUUAUAGCCAUGUUUAUUUCAUUUAAUAAAAUGUUAUAUGUAUAUGUCUAUAUUUUGUAUAUAAUGUAAAUCUCUAUUAAAUUAUCAAUAUUCAUA